AUGUUCACAAGCAAGAACAAAAAAGCAUCGCAGAAGCAAAAACAGAAAGAAAGAGAGAGAAUGGAGCAAAAUAAGGAGAACCUCCCAGAUACAAGGACUCUGCCGUACCUCCACAAUGGUCGACGUGAGAGUCAAGACUACACGAGAAAUAACACGUUGGGUGUUGGGAGCACAUCACUUAUUGAUACACUAGAAACUAUUCCUAGUGUUUCCCCUGAUGACAAGAAGUACAUCAAGGAACCCGAGCGUACUAGGAAGAAGCCAAAACGCACAAAAUCUGCACCUCCGCUGACCAUGCACAACUUUGACACUCAGUCUGAAGCAUCUAUAAAUGAGUUAGAUAGGGGCGAUAAAUACCUCAAGAAGGUAUUUUUCUUCCACAACUCGCGAUGGAGACUUCGCAGGUGCUAUGUCAUGAUUGAGAACAGCUUGACAUACAUGGUAAUCGGACUAAACAGUAGUGCAAUCGGUGGUCUUAUACCACAAAUGGGAGAGUAUUAUGACAUAUCAGAAGAUGAUAUGUCAAUGUGCUUUUUAGCUAAUUUUGGCGGAUACUUAAUCUCGACCGCUUUGUCCGCGUUCCUGAUUCAUCACGUCAGACUCCGUUUGGUAUUAACUUCGGCAUCAGCAAUUUACUUUAGUGGUUCGCUCGUUGCAACAUUUGCGCCUCCUUUCGCUGUCUUUAUCGUCAGUCUCGUUUUGACUGGUACAGGGGCAGGUCUGUUGGAUGUGGCUGCAACUUCAGUUAUUAUGCAUUACGAAGAUGGUCCGCUACUGACAGUCACAUACUCGUUCUUCUCGGUGGGGUCGAUGAUCGCACCUUUCUUAGUCGGAGGGUUGAGAGCCAGCAACAACAAGCCAUGGAAUCUGUACUUCUGGCUUCCUGUCGCACUCUCCUCUCUGCUCAUGGUGUUGCAGUGGUUUGUCUACGCCUCCUACCAGUCACCCUCGGAGAAACGCUCUGGCAAUGACACAUCUUUCCGUCGACUCCGCUUCGUUCUCUCAGAUCCUUUCAUGUUACUCACGAUCAUACUCUUCUUCGUCAUGAUGGGCAUGCAGGAUAGUUGGUCGCAGUGGGCUGUAUCGUAUCUAGAGAGGGCAAAGGGUAUGGAAGGUUCACUUGCAAACAUAAACUUAGCAUGUUUCUGGGCUGGUGUUACCCUCUCCCGCUUAACUCUCGGUCAUUUCAUAAACAAAUGGGGUGAUAUGAAGUCUGCAAUCACGCUCAAUCUGGCAUUCACGUUCAUGAUGACUGGAUUUUGGCAAAUCGACGACAGUCUCAAUUACGGUCCAAUUGUCUUGAACAUAUUUUGCGGUAUUUUCGUAGGUCCGCUGGUACCACUCAUAUUAACAACAGCCGUUGAUCGGUUGCCACAUACUUUAAAGACGACGGCAACAUCUACAGUCAUAGCUGGCGGACUAAUUGGUAGUACCGUUAUGCCGAUGUCCCUCGGUCAAGCUAUUCAUAAAUUUUCCGAACACAUUAUACCAGGGGUAUUGAUUGUCGUGUCGUUCAUCCUUCUCGCUGGACUUCUCGCCCUCUUUUCUAUGAAAUACUAUAGACGAUCUUUAAGCAAGAAGGACAUUUCUAAGACUGUUCACAACCACGGCUCCUUGGCUCAUGAAAUGAGGUUAAAUAGGAGAAAGCUCGUUCAUCCACCGCGCAUAAACAGACAAUGA
Wallemia ichthyophaga EXF-994 is the source of this 1680-nucleotide messenger RNA. RefSeq names its product Bypass of stop codon protein 6. The coding region runs from base 1 to 1680 and encodes 559 amino acids. NCBI's taxonomy places the organism in Eukaryota, Fungi, Basidiomycota, Wallemiomycetes, Wallemiales, Wallemiaceae. The transcript is spliced from 6 exons. The record is from RefSeq and is a predicted model, not a curated record. Gene Ontology annotation, molecular function: transmembrane transporter activity. Gene Ontology annotation, biological process: transmembrane transport. Gene Ontology annotation, cellular component: membrane.